AUGGGUGGGCUGCCUUUGCAAAAUGCUUCCUCUACCUUAGCUCUGCCAGGAUCAGAGCAAAAUAAGGGUUCAGCAAUGACAACAUCUGUAACAGAAUCAAAGCCAAAAAAGAAGAUAUGCUGUGCCUGCCCUGAAACCAAGAAGCUGAGAGAUGAAUGCAUUGUGGAGCAUGGUGAAACUGCUUGUGCAAAGUGGAUCGAGGCUCAUCGUCUGUGCCUUCGAGCUGAGGGUUUUAAUGUUUGAAGUUGAUUCAGAUGGUUGAGUGUUGAUAUAUUGAUAGUUUGAUACUAUUUUGGGGCAUAGGAUACUUGCUUUUGGAAUUACAUACACAAUAUUUAAGGAAUAAAACAAGAAAAGGCAGCUUUUCUUACGGAUUUUAUUUCA
This is a messenger RNA of Manihot esculenta (cassava), 384 nucleotides long. Its product is annotated as cytochrome c oxidase copper chaperone 2-like. Gene Ontology annotation, cellular component: mitochondrial intermembrane space. The coding region runs from base 1 to 243 and encodes 80 amino acids. The transcript has a single exon. Gene Ontology annotation, molecular function: copper chaperone activity; copper ion binding. The record is from RefSeq and is a predicted model, not a curated record. Lineage: Eukaryota; Viridiplantae; Streptophyta; Magnoliopsida; Malpighiales; Euphorbiaceae.